Ylistrum balloti is the source of this 5007-nucleotide messenger RNA. Its product is annotated as peroxisomal leader peptide-processing protease-like. Gene Ontology annotation, cellular component: peroxisome. Gene Ontology annotation, biological process: regulation of fatty acid beta-oxidation; protein processing. Lineage: Eukaryota; Metazoa; Mollusca; Bivalvia; Pectinida; Pectinidae. The coding region runs from base 1 to 1692 and encodes 563 amino acids. The transcript has 9 exons. Gene Ontology annotation, molecular function: serine-type endopeptidase activity. The record is from RefSeq and is a predicted model, not a curated record.
AUGGAGGAAAACACACGAUUACCUGCAUCACAACGCUGUUGUACUCUAUCAAUAUCGCACGGUAAAGAUGGAACAGACAGCACUUGCUGCGGCCUUCUUAUUGACACAAGACAUGGAACUGUCCUCACCCAUGCCUCACUCUUGUCUCAGAUGCUAACAAGUAAUUCAUCUGUUCUUAGGGAUUUAAAACAAGACUAUUUUUCACAGUCAAAACAAUUAUCUCUUUUUAACGUUGAAGCCCUUUUUCAGGAGGGUCUCCAAGAAAAUGAAGAAGACAAUGACAAGGAACAGUCUUCAAAUGGCAAACUUACCCCAAAUUUUCUUAAUAGUGAGUUGAGUAAUAAUUCUGGAUUUGUAAAAUAUGAUGCUUCGGUUGAGUGUAUUUUUCAGAGCUGGUCACUGAAACAAGUUCUUGCAAAAUUGUUACCUGCUGACAGCUGGGACUUUGUGGAAAACUUUUCUGAAAUUGAUCACGGGAAUGAAAAAAAGGAGAAGAGAAACCAAAACAGUCCAGAGUAUUACAGUUUACUUCCUUGUUUUCUUGUUUUGAAAUUAAGGAACUGGAAACCCUUUGAAAGCAUUCUAGAUAUGCACUUAUCAGUUAAUACUCGACAGGGAGACCAUGUAGAAAUACAGUCUACUCCCUUUGGAAGUGUGAGUCCAGAGAUUUUCUUUAAUUCUUGUAGUCAGGGAAUCAUAAGCAAUCUUGUAGGGAAAAACAACAUCCUGAUUCUGACAGAUGCCAGGUGUAUCCCAGGAGCCGAAGGUGGCGCCCUCUAUUUCUGUGAUGGAAAACACAGAACUUUGGUAGGUAUUAUGAUAGCCACUUUGUGUUGGAAGCAUAAUGAAUGGGUUGGACUAUCAUUGGCUGCGUCUUUGUCCGAGAUCCUAGACUGUCUCAGUGGUCUGCCAGUGAAACGGUUCAACAAUACAUAUAAUGCAAUCAACAAUACGCAAUGGACAAUGUCGAAGGUGAUUAAGUCUGUUCAAGUCAACAUCCCACUGCUGUCUGUCAAUGGUAACUGGGGAUCUGGUGUCUGUGUGGGGCACAACAGCCAAGGUCAUAGGGUCAUCCUUACCUGUAGUCACGUCAUUGGCAAAGGUGAUCUUACCUCCAUGGAGGUAGUGUAUAAGCCUGACCCAACUUCUCACCGAGCAGACAUAGUCUACCGUGUACCUAUGGGUCAGCAGUUUGACCUUGGAAUCCUGCUUGAACAGAGAAUAACAACUACACACCAGACUGGCAUCAAAGUCAGAAAGACUGCUCCACUCAGACAAGGAGAAGCUGUGUUUGUGAUAGGUCAUGCUUUGUUUGGUAGAGGAUUUGACCUUGAACCAACUGUAACAAAGGGGAUCGUGUCAAAGGUCAUACAUUUCAGAAACCAGCCGGUGAUGAUACAGACAACAUGUGCGGUCCAUGCUGGAGCCAGUGGUGGGGCAGUUGUAGACAUGGAGGGUAGACUGGUGGGUCUUGUUGUCUGUAAUGCCAGAGACACAUCAACAGGAGCCACUUAUCCCCAUAUCAACAUGAGUGUUCCCAUAGCAACCAUUAGUCCUAUAUUGGACUCUUAUCUAGAGUCAGGGGAUAAAUCUGUCCUACGGGCCUUGUGUGUUAGAAAUCCAGUUAUACACAGCCUUUGGACCAUGGAAAAAUUUACACACGAUGCAGGAGUCUUCACCAGCAAAUUAUGAUACACAAAACUGAGAAAUCAGAUGUGCUAAAUACUUAUGAACAUUAAAGUACACGAUGUAUCUAAGUACACAAAUGGAGAACUUUUGAUGUGUAUUAUUUGGUCCUGAUGUGAAUACAUGUGUUUGUGUGUAUUAUUUGGUCCUGAUGUGAAUACAUGUGUUUGUGUGUAUUAUUUGGUCCUGAUGUGAAUACAUGUGUUUGUGUGUAUUAUUUGGUCCUGAUGUGAAUACAUGUGUUUGUGUGUAUUAUUUGGUCCUGAUGUGAAUACAUGUGUUUGUGUGUAUUACGUGCGGAUUCAUGUGUUUGUGUUUAUUCAGUAUGAAUUUAAUAGUGCUGUUUGAGAUGAGCUAGAACUAGUGUAGAUAAAUGUGUUUUAUUAAUUCAGUAUGUGUAAUUACUGAUAGACUUGUGUGAGAUGAGCUAGAACUAGUGUACAUAAAUGUGUUUUAUUAAUUCAGUAUGUGUAAUUACUGAUAGACUUGUGUGAGAUGAGCUAGAACUAGUAUGGAUACAUGUGUUGUAACGAUCUUGAUAGGACUUCCAUCUAUUGUAAAUAUAUGUAAUUGUUGAUAGACUAUGUGCUGCUUGAUAGGAGUUUUAUCUAUGUUUACAUGUGAAUGUAUUCAUCUUGUACACGAGACGGGGAAAAUAUUACAUGCUACCCAGUAAUGGAAUUUUCUGUCCUGUACGAUCUUUCUAUGCAAUAUUUGGUGCCAAGUGACGUCAAAACUAAAAUGUCUUAUUCAAUGGUCAUUCUGAUGCACAACCACAAAGGGACGUAACCUGAUAGAAUCGGAGAGCUUGGAAAUGCAAGUAGCUGAUGAGAAAGGUUCAUGCAGCUUUUUACCACAACAUGUACAAGAAAAAGAAUCUGUUACCAAUAUAUGUUUGAGAACAACUAUUUAAGGCUAAGGCUGACAUUCUGUAACACUUUUUGAACAGAAUGUCAGUCCUCAGCCAUGAUAAAUCAUCUUUGAACACAAACAGGUAACAAAUUCUGUUAAUCCAGUAUGAGUGCAUGUGUGUAGAACUUUGCGUAUUUAUCCAGCUUGUGUCUGGUAAUAAUAAGCCCACCUCCUGAAGUCAGGUGCGUAGAACUUUGUGUAUUUAUCAAGUAUAAAGCUUGUGUCUGGUAAUAAUAAGCUUACCUCCUGAAGUCAGGUGUGUAGAACUUUGUGUAUCUAUCCAGCUUGUGUCUGGUAAUGAUAAGCCCACCUCCUGAAGUCAGGUGUGUAGAACUUUGUGUAUUUAUCCAGCUUGUGUCUGGUAAUAAUAAGCCCAUCUCCUGAAGUCAGGUGUGUAGAACUUUGUGUAUUUAUCCAGCUUGUGUCUGGUAAUAAUAAGCCCAUCUCCUGAAGUCAGGUGUGUAGAACUUUGUGUAUUUAUCCAGCUUGUGUCUGGUAAUAAUAAGCCCACCUCCUGAAGUCAGGUGUGUAGAACUUUGUGUAUUUAUCCAGCUUGUGUCUGGUAAUAAUAAGCCCACCUCCUGAAGUCAGGUGUGUAGAACUUUGUGUAUUUAUCCAGCUUGUGUCUGGUAAUAAUAAGCCCACCUCCUGAAAUCAGGUGUGUAGAACUUUGUGUAUUUAUCCAGUAUAAAGCUUGUGUCUGGUAAUAAUAAGCCCAUCUCCUGAAGUCAGGUGUGUAGAACUUUGUGUAUUUAUCCAGCUUGUGUCUGGUAAUAAUAAGCCCACCUCCUGAAGUCAGGUGUGUAGAAUUUUGUGUAUUUAUCCAGCUUGUGUCUGGUAAUGAUAAGCCUACCUCCUGAAGUCAGGUGUGUAGAACUUUGUGUAUUUAUCCAGCUUGUGUCUGGUAAUAAUAAGCCCACCUCCUGAAAUCAGGUGUGUAGAACUUUGUGUAUUUAUCCAGUAUAAAGCUUGUGUCUGGUAAUAAUAAGCCCAUCUCCUGAAGUCAGGUGUGUAGAAUUUUGUGUAUUUAUCCAGUAUAAAGCUUGUGUCUGGUAAUAAUAAGCCCACCUCCUGAAGUCAGGUGUGUAGAACUUUUUGUAUUUAUCCAGUAUAAAGCUUGUGUCUGGUAAUAAUAAGCCCAUCUCCUGAAGUCAGGUGUGUAGAACUUUGUGUAUUUAUCCAGUAUAAAGCUUGUGUCUGGUAAUAAUAAGCCCACCUCCUGAAGUCAGGUGUGUAGAACUUUGUGUAUUUAUCCAGUAUAAAGCUUGUGUCUGGUAAUAAUAAGCCCACCUCCUGAAGUCAGGUGUGUAGAACUUUGUGUAUUUAUCCAGUAUAAAGCUUGUGUCUGGUAAUAAUAAGCCCACCUCCUGAAGUCAGGUGUGUAGAACUUUGUGUAUUUAUCCAGCUUGUGUCUGGUAAUAAUAAGCCCAUCUCCUGAAGUCAGGUGUGUAGAACUUUGUGUAUUUAUCCAGUAUAAAGCUUGUGUCUGGUAAUAAUAAGCCCAUCUCCUGAAGUCAGGUGUGUAGAACUUUGUGUAUUUAUCCAGCUUGUGUCUGGUAAUAAUAAGCCCACCUCCUGAAGUCAGGUGUGUAGAACUUUGUGUAUUUAUCCAGCUUGUGUCUGGUAAUAAUAAGCCCAUCUCCUGAAGUCAGGUGUGUAGAACUUUGUGUAUCUAUCCAGCUUGUGUCUGGUAAUAAUAAGCCCAUCUCCUGAAGUCAGGUGUGUAGAACUUUGUGUAUUUAUCCAGCAUAAAGCUUGUGUCUGGUAAUAAUAAGCCCACCUCCCGAAGUCAGGUGUGUAGAAUUUUGUGUAUUUAUCCAGCUUGUGUCUGGUAAUAAUAAGCCCACCUCCUGAAGUCAGGUGUGUAGAACUUUGUGUAUUCAUCCAGUAUAAAGCUUGUGUCUGGUAAUAAUAAGACUACCUCCUGAAGUCAGGUGUGUAAAACUUUGUGUAUUUAUCCAGUAUAAAGCUUGUGUCUGGUAAUAAUAAGCCCAUCUCCUGAAGUCAGGUGUGUAGAACUUUGUGUAUUUAUCCAGCUUGUGUCUGGUAAUAAUAAGACUACCUCCUGAAGUCAGGUGUGUAGAACUUUGUGUAUUUAUCCAGCUUGUGUCUGGUAAUAAUAAGCCCACCUCCUGAAGUCAGGUGUGUAAAACUUAGUGUAUUUAUCCAGCUUGUGUCUGGUAAUGAUAAGCCCAUCUCCUGAAGUCAGGUUUGUAGAACUUUGUGUAUUUAUCCAGCAUAAAGCUUGUGUCUGGUAAUAAUAAGCCCACCUCCUGAAGUCAGGUGUGUAGAACUUUGUGUAUUUAUCCAGCUUGUGUCUGGUAGGUGUGGCUCACUGGGCUCAUUGUUGAAAAUGAAUAUUUAUUUUUGUGGAAUUUUCAACUAAAUAAAAACACUGCAACAAAUCAA